CAUCUUAUGGAAGAAAUGAAGAGGAAAUAUGUAGUAAGCUGUCACAAGGAAAUAAUGGUAAUUGCGAUUUCUACUCUCUUUGUUUAAGACUUCAUAUUAUUUUACCACUACUAGGAAACAUUUUCAAUAAUAAAGAUUCGAAUAUAAGAACUAAUUGGUGUAAUUAUUUGAACUAUUGGAUAUACGAUUAUAUAGAAAAUAUCACAUCAUGUAAUGACUCUAAACAGUUUUAUAAGAAAUUACAUCCUUUAAGCUCACAAUAUCUUUCACAGUAUAAUUGUAAUAUAGAAUAUCCUACAAUUGGACCUGAUGAAUUAAUUAAAAGAAAAAAUAUCUCUAUAUUCU
Messenger RNA from Plasmodium cynomolgi strain B, 345 nucleotides. RefSeq lists its product as hypothetical. The annotation marks the transcript as partial. The transcript has a single exon. The record is from RefSeq and is a predicted model, not a curated record. NCBI's taxonomy places the organism in Eukaryota, Apicomplexa, Aconoidasida, Haemosporida, Plasmodiidae.